Messenger RNA from Tachyglossus aculeatus (Australian echidna), 8535 nucleotides. RefSeq names its product serine/arginine repetitive matrix 2 (gene SRRM2). The record is from RefSeq and is a predicted model, not a curated record. Gene Ontology annotation, molecular function: mRNA binding; protein binding. NCBI's taxonomy places the organism in Eukaryota, Metazoa, Chordata, Mammalia, Monotremata, Tachyglossidae.
GGCGCAGUCGGAGCCCGCUGCGGCCCCCCGAGGAAGCGCGGCGGCGGCGGAGGAAGAAGGAGGAGGAGGAGGAGGCGGCAGAGGAGGCAAGGCCCAGCGGCGGUUGCAGGCCCCGAGCGCUCGGAGCGGGAGCGCGGAUUCCCCCCGGGCCCGGCCGGGCUUCGUCGGGAGCGGCAGUGCCCCCCCGGGCACGGGGCCAUGUACAACGGGAUCGGGCUGCCGACGCCCCGGGGCAGCGGCACCAACGGAUACGUCCAGCGCAACCUGUCCCUGGUGCGGGGUCGGCGGGGCGAGCGGCCCGACUACAAGGGCGAGGAAGAGCUGCGGCGCCUGGAGGCUGCCCUGGUGAAGCGGCCUAACCCCGACAUCCUGGACCACGAGCGCAAGCGGCGCGUCGAGCUGCGAUGCCUCGAGCUGGAGGAGAUGAUGGAAGAGCAGGGGUACGAAGAGCAGCAGAUUCAAGAGAAAGUGGCGACCUUCCGACUCAUGUUGCUGGAGAAGGACGUGAAUCCUGGGGGCAAGGAGGAGACCCCAGGGCAGAGGCCAGCGGUGACCGAGACCCACCAGCUGGCCGAGCUGAAUGAGAAGAAGAAUGAGCGCCUUCGGGCUGCUUUUGGCAUCAGUGAUUCCUACGUGGAUGGCAGCUCUUUUGACCCUCAGCGCCGUGCACGGGAGACUAAGCAACCACCUCCAGAGCCUCCCAAGCCCUACAGUCUUGUCCGGGAGUCCAGCAGCUCCCGCUCCCCCACCCCAAAGCAAAAGAAGAAGAAAAAGAAGAAAGAUCGUGGCCGCAGGUCUGAGAGCAGCUCCCCACGCCGGGAGAGAAAGAAGAGUUCAAAGAAGAAGAAGCACAGGUCAGAGUCUGAAUCCAAGAAACGCAAGCAUAGGUCUCCUUCCCCAAAGAGCAAACGUAAAUCCAAGGACAAGAAGCGGAAACGAUCCCGGAGCACAUCACCAGCUCCCAAGAGCCGUCGGGGCCAUCGCUCGACGUCGGCUGAUUCCGCCUCAUCUUCUGACACCUCCCGUAGUCGGUCUCGCAGUGCAGCAGCCAAGACCCGGGCGACUGCCGUAGCCCGUCAGAGCCCCACCCCUGCUGCUCAGCACCACGGAGAAGCUGAGGCUCCGCCCCGGGAGGCCCCCGUUACCACCACUGAGCAGCCUCAAAGUCCCCAGCCUAGCAGCCCCCAAGACAAGGACAAGGAGAAAGACAAGCGAGAGAAAUCUGCAACCCGGCCCAGCCCCUCCCCGGAGAGGAGCAGCACGGCCCCCGAGCGACCCGCUCCUACCCUGCCGCCCCCUGAUGAGCGGCGCUGCGGCUCCCCCGACCCCCCUCCGUUGGCUCUCCCGAGCCAGGAGCCAGCAAAGGCCCCGGCUGAGCCCUCCCCUCCUAGGGGUCGCUCGCCCUCAAAAUCUCCCGGGAAGGCCCCCCGGUCCUCCUCCUCGGAGAGUUCCCCGGCCCCUCAGUCUACCAAGGCCCCCCGGCGAGCCAGCUCCUCCCCAGACAGCCCCCCUAAGCCCGCCCCUCCCCCUGUUACCCGCCGGGAGAUCUCUCCCUCCCCCACAACCAAGAGUAGCCGCUCCCGUGGCCGAGCGAAGCGGGACAAGUCCCGCUCCCGCUCUCCCUCUCGCAGGGUGGGGAGGUCCCGUAGUCCCGCCGCCCCUCGGCGGGGGCGGUCCCGGUCCCGGACCCCCGCCAGGAAAGGGCGCUCUCGGUCUCGCACCCCUCAGUGGCGCCGGUCCCGGUCCCCACAGAGGUGGGGGCGGUCCAGGAGCCCCCAGCGGCGUGGCCGCUCCCGGUCUCCCCAGAGGCCCGGCUGGUCCAGGAGCCGGAAUGCCCAGCGGAGAGGCCGGUCUAGGUCCGCGGCGAGACGAGGCAGGUCCCGUUCGAAAACCCCGGCUGCCAGAGGCCGAUCCCGGUCCAGAACCCCAGCCAGGCGGGGUCGGUCUCGCUCCAGAACCCCCGCCCGGCGGAGGUCUCGCUCCAGAACGUCCACACGGCGGAGGUCCCGCUCUAGGACCCCCGCCCGGCGGGGCCGAUCCCGCUCCAGGACCCCGGCUCGGCGUAGGUCCCGUACCCGGUCGCCGGUACGCCGGAGGUCGCGCACCAGAUCGCCAGUUAGACGAGGCAGGUCCCGCUCCAGGACCCCGGCCCGGCGGGGGGGCAGGUCCCGCUCCAGGUCCCCGGCCCGGCGGGGGGGCAGGUCCCGCUCCAGGACCCCGGCCCGGCGCGGGGGCAGGUCCCGCUCCAGGACCCCGGCCCGGCGCGGGGGCAGGUCCCGCUCCAGGACCCCGGCCCGGCGAGGAGCCAGAUCUCGCACCAGAAGCCCGCUGCGCCGGGGAAGGUCCCACUCGAGGACACCGCCCAGGAGGGGUCGGUCUGGCUCCUCCUCAGAGCGGAAGAACAAGUCAAGGGCUUCACAGCGGAGCCGGUCCAAUUCCAGCCCAGAAGUGAAGAAGUCCCGCACGUCCCUGAGGCGCAGCCGGUCUCUCUCUUCUCCACGGCCAAAAGCAAAAUCCCGACCGUCUCUGAGGCGCAGCCGCUCCGGAUCAUCUCCUCGCCCCAAAGCAAAAUCUCGAAGUCCACCUAGGCGAAGCCGGUCGAGCUCCUCCCCUCGUCCUAAGCCGAAAUCUAGAACCCCCCCACCCAGGCGAAGCCGCUCCGGGUCCUCCCCACGCCCCAAGGUGAAGUCUAGAACCCCCCAGCCGCGGAGCCGUUCGGGCUCGUCUCCCAGAGCCGCUUCCAAGUCUCGGACCCCGCCGAGAAGCCGUUCUGGAUCCCCGCCCAGCUCGGCGGUGAAAACGAGAACGCCACCGAGGCCAAGUUCUGGGUCGAGCCCCUGCCCCAAAGCUAAGGCUGGGACGCCUCCGAGGCAAAGCAGGUCGGCAUCCCCUGGCCCCAAAGCGAAGUCAGGAACCCCCUUGAGACGUAGCCUUUCCAGUUCUUCUCCACGCCCGAAGGCGUCCCCCAGAACGCCUCCAAGAGCAAAGUCUGGGACGCCACCAAGGAGCGGUUCCGGCUCUUCUUCUCCGAGUCCCGACAGGGCCGCGCCCGGGACACCGCCCAAGAGCGGCUCCGGGCCGUCCUCUCCGUGUACCAAAGCAAAAUCCAGAACCCCUUCAAGACGAAGUCACUCAGGGUCCCCUUCGCCUCAUCCCAAAGCCAAGUCUACCACCCCACCAAGACGAAGCCGCUCUGGAUCAGGCUCACCGUGUCCUCCGGUUAAUUCCAAAGCUUCACCAAAUCAGAGUCCUUCGCCAUCCUCCUCCCCGCCACAUCCCAAAGUGGAACCUGGCACACCACCACCACCGCCACCCGGACAGAAUCAGUCUAGAUCUCCUUCGCCACAGCCAGAAGCAAAAGCUCAGUCGCCGCCAAGCCGUAGCGGAUCUGGUGGUUCUUCUCCAAGCCCUGACGGGACGUCUACAACUGUGGCGGGGCCCAGCCACUCCGGGUCCUCUCCUCUCCCUAAAGCGGCGUCUCAGUCACCGCCCAGCCAAUCCAGGUCCUCCUCUCCGUGUCCUGACGGGAUGCCCAGGAUCCCAGGAAGACAGAGCAGGUCACCGGUGAGGCAGAGCGCCUCAGAGUCUUCCAUGAGUCCGCAGAACAAACCCCAAACACCCUUGAAGAGGAGCCGGUCCAGGUCUGGGUCUUCCCCGCGGCCCAGCGUGGCUUCCAGGUCUCCUCCAAGACGUAACAGUUCCGACUCCUCCCCGGAGGCGCAAGAGAAAGGGAGUUCAUCACCCAAGCAGAAUUUCUCCGGAUCGUCUCCGGGUCCAAAUGACAAAUCUGCGCCUCCUUCGGGAGAGAGCAGCUCUGGGUCCUCACCUGUACUCAAGGACCCGCCCAAGACUCCCCCGCGGGGUAGAGUUGACUCCAGUUCGUCUCCAGAAGUCAAGGCUGGAGAAACCGUGCUGCCUGGGCCCAGCCAGCCUGACUUGUCAGAAGCGAUAGAAAAGCCAGAGGUGUCUUCGACCCUGACCGUGCCGCUCUCGUCUUCGGAGAGCCAAGAGACACCUAGACCAUCCCAGGAGGGAAGCAGCUCUGAGUUCUCCCCAGAAGUUGGAGAGAGCCCCGCUGGGCUUCCUAGACCAACUCAAACGCAGACCGCCGUAGAAGUAACAGAGAAGUCGGAAACGCCUUCAGCCUGGAGCGGGCCCUGUUCGGCCCCAGAACAAGAAGAUGCGCCCAGGAGCCCUCCUGGGCAGAGCGCCGCGGGGUCACCGGCGGAGUCGAGAAACGUAGUUGGCACCCCGUCGGUGGAAAGUCUAACCGGCCCGGCCCCCGAGCAGCUCCAGGAGGACUUGGGACUUCCCGCACAGCAAGGAACUGCCUUGCCUCCGGAAACUGCAGAUCAGCCUAAAGCUGUCGCCGGGCCUGGGAGCGCCGAGGAGCCCGAGGUGACGGAAACGAUGGAAGUGCCCUCCAGCCAGGGCGGAUCUCUCUCUCCUGGCGCUGACGACCCUGCACCAGGAACUCCUCCAAAGGAAAGGAGGGCCUCUGGGUCAUCUCCAGAGCCCAGAGAUGCCCCGAGAACGCCAUCGAGGCAGAGCCGCUCUGGCUCCUCUCCGGGUCUCAAAGAUGGAUCCGGAACCCCCUCGAGGCGAAGCCGUUCGGAUUCCUCUCCGGGGCUCAGAGAGGCCCCCGGAACGCCCCCGAGAAGAAGGAGCGGGUCGGAGUCCUCCCCGGAACCCAAACCUCCGACACCCUCGAGGCAGAGAGCUAAUUCUGAAUCGUCCCCGGAGCUCAACAACAAAUCGCAGUCUCCCCAGAGAGAGAGGAGCGCGUCGGAGUCCUCGGUGGAGCAGAAGGCGGCGACCAGACCCUCGCCCGGGCAAAGAAGUCAUUCCGGGUCCUCCCCGGAGGUCGAUGGCAAGGCCAGAACUCCCCUUCAAGGAAGAAGCGGGUCGGAAUCCUCACCGGAGCGUAAAGCGGCGACCCGGCCCGGGAGCCGCUCUGGAUCCUCUCUGGAAGGUGACAACCAAGGGCGGCCUUCUCCCCGACGUAGCGGGUCCGGCUCUUCCCCGGAAGUCAACGACAAGCCGAGAACGUCGCCCGGGGGACGGAGCGGCUCCGACUCUUCUCCUGAGCCCCAGCCCUCCGGGCCUCGGGCCCCUCUCAGACGAAGCCGAUCCGGUUCAUCUCCGGCCAGUAAAGGCCGGGGGGCCUCCCACCCGGGCAGCAGCAGUUCGGAGUCCUCCCCGGAGCCGCCGCCCAAAUCCAGGACCCCCCGCCGGAGCUCCAGGUCCACUCCAGAGCCGAAGACCAAGUCCCGAACCCCGCCCCGCCGCCGCAGCUCCCGGUCCUCGCCGGAGUUGAACAGGAAGGGCCGCCUCUCUCGCCGGAGCCGAUCGGCCUCAUCCUCCCCGGCGGCCCGCUCGAGGACCCCGCCCCGGCGCCGGCGCAGCCCGUCGGUCUCGUCCCCGGAGCCGGCAGAGAAGUCUCGGUCCUCCCGGCGCCGGCGGUCGGGCUCCUCCCCGCGGGCCAAGACCACGUCGAGGAGAGGCCGUUCCCCGUCUCCGAAAGCCCGGGGGCUCCAGAGAUCCCGCUCCCGCUCCAGGCGGGAGAAGGCCAGAGCGAACCGCCGCAGGGACAGGUCGGGCUCAUCCCAGUCAACCUCCCGAAGGCGACAGCGUAGCCGGUCCCGGUCCCGGGUAACCCGGCGGCGGCGGGGGGGCUCCGGCUACCACUCCCGGUCCCCGGCCCGGCAGGAGAGUUCCCGGACCUCCUCCCGUCGCCGCCGGGGCCGCUCCCGCACGCCCCCCGCGAGCCGGAAGCGUUCUCGCUCCCGCACGUCCCCGGCUCCCUGGAACCGCUCCAGGUCCCGGGCCUCCCCGGCCACCCACCGGCGCUCCAGGUCAAGAACGCCCCUGGUCACCCGCCGGAGGUCCCGGUCGAGGACGUCGCCCGUGAGCCGCCGGCGCUCCCGCUCCCGCACGUCGCCGGUGAGUCGCCGCAGGUCCCGGUCCAGAGCCUCGCCGGUGAAUCGCAGGAGGUCCCGGUCCCGGACGCCCGUGGUGACCCGCCGCAGGUCCCGAUCCAGGACGCCGGUGACCCGCCGCCGCUCCAGGUCCCGGACCCCCCCGGUGACCCGCCGGCGGUCCCGCUCGAGGACCCCGCCGGUGACCCGCCGGCGGUCCCGGAGCCGGACCUCGCCCGUCGCCCGCCGGAGGUCGCGGUCCAGGACGUCGCCCAUCGCCCGCCGGCGGUCCCGCUCGCGCACCUCCCCGGCCGCGCGCCGGCGGUCCCGCUCACGCACCUCCCCGGCCGCCCGCCGCCGCUCUCGGUCCCGGACGCCCCUGGUGAUCCGGCGCCGCUCCAGGUCCCGGAGCCCGCUGCUGACCCGCAAGCGGUCGCGGUCCCGCUCGCCGCCGGCCAUCCGCCGGCGCUCCAGGUCCCGCACGCCACGUGCAGCUCGGGGUAAGCGGUCCCUCUCCCGCUCGCCUCCGGCCAUCCGGCGCCGCUCGGCCUCGGGGAGUUCCUCCGACCGCUCUCGCUCGGCCACCCCGCCGGCCACCCGGAAUCACUCUGGCUCCAGGACCCCCCCCAUGGGCCUCAACAGCUCCAGGAUGACCUGUUUCAACCGCCCCAGCAUCUCUCCGACGCCCCUGGAUCGCUGCAGGACGCCGCCCGGCGUCCUGGACUGCUCGGGCAUCUCUCCGGCCCUGAGCAGCAACCGAACCCCGCUCGGGAUCCUGCAGAGCGGCGCUUCCAUGCUGGACGGGCCGGGCCCCCGGAUCCCCGACCACCCCAGGGCCCCCUCGGUGGCCGAGAACCACGCGCAGUCGAGGAUCGCCCUGGCCCUGACCGCCAUCAGCCUGGGCACCGCCCGCCCGCCCCCGGCGAUGACCGCCGCCAGCCUGGCCGCCCGCAUGGCCCAGGUCCCGGCGCCCGUGCCCCUCAUGAGUCUCCGAACGGCCCCGGCCGCCAGCCUCGCCAGCAGGAUCCCCACGGCCGCGGCGGCCAUGAGCCUGGCCGGCGCCCGGACGCCCGCCCUUCCGACGGGGGUGACCCUCGCCGACUCGAGAACCCCCGCGACCGCCGCGGCCGUGAACCUGGCCAGCCCCAGGACCCCGGUGGCCCCUUCGGCCGUGAGCCUCGCGGACCCGAGAGCGCCCGCCGCCCCGGCCGCCGUGAACCUCCCCGGAGCCAGGGCGCCCGCCGGCCUGGCGGCCCUGAGCCUGGCGGGCUCCGUGACGCCCCCGGGGGCAGCCGGCUUCGCCAGCCCCCGCACGGCCCAGGCGCCCAUCCCCGCCAACCUCGUGGGUCCCCGGACCCCCCACGCCCCGGCGGCCGUGAACCUCGCCAGCUCGCGGACGCCCCCGGCCUUGACGCCCUCCGGUCUCGCCGGCGCCCGGAUGCCUCCGACGCUGACGGCGGCCAACCUCACCGGUUCCAGGAUGACCAUGGCCGCUUACGACCGGGCCGGGGGCAGAACCUCGCCCCCCGUUCUGGAGCGGGCCCGUUCCAGAACCCCGCCGGGCCUCCCCGGCUCUAGAACCCCGCCGUCCGCCCCCCCGGGCCAGUCCAGAUUAGCUUCCGAGCGGGCCGCCUCUCCCGCUCCCCUUGGCUCUCGAAUGGGCCCGGCUCCUUCCCAGUCCGGGCCUCUCCCCCUGGCUCAGGAGCGGUCCCGCUCCCCCUUGCCCACCCUGGGUCCGGAGCAGCCCCGCUUCUUGCCCGCCCAGCCCUACCCUCUGGCUGGGGCCCUGACCCCAAGCCCGGUCGGGGGGGCCAAGGGCUUGGCCGCCGGCGGGGACCAGAAUGGCACCCUCCCCGGCCCCGCUCCCGGCUUGCUCCGCCCCGAAGGCGGGGAGCUGGCCCCGGGGCCCCAGCUGGCCCCCUCCACACUGACCCCCCUGCUGCCCGGGAAGGAGCGGCGGAGCUCCUCCUCCUCCUCCUCCUCCUCGUCCUCCUCCUCCUCCUCCUCGUCCUCCUCCUCCUCCUCGUCAGGCUCCAGCUCCAGCGACUCCGAAGCUUCUAGUCCCCCUUCCCAGCCCGAGGUGGCUCUGAAGAGGGUCCCCAGCCCCAGCCCGGCCCCCAAGGAGGUUGUUCGGGAAGGGCGGCCCCCGGAGCCCACCCCAGCCAAACGGAAACGGCGCUCCAGUAGCUCCAGCUCCUCCUCCUCCUCUUCGUCGUCCUCCUCCUCCUCCUCUUCCUCCUCCUCCUCCUCCUCUUCCUCCUCCUCGUCCUCCUCCUCCUCCUCCUCUUCCUCCUCCUCCUCCUCCCCCCCCUCCCCCGGCAAACCAGGCCCUCAGGCCUUACCCAAAGCUGCGAGUCCCAAGAAACCGUCCCCUGGAGAGAGGAGGUCCCGCAGUCCCCGGAAGCCCAUAGACUCUCUGCGGGAUUCCCGCUCGCUCAGCUAUUCACCCGCAGAGCGUCGCCGACCCUCACCCCAGCCCUCCCCGCGGGACCAGCACAGCAGUGGCGAGCGGGGUUCCCGACGGGGCCCCGGAGGAGGGGACAGCCGUUCCCCGGGCCACAAACGCAGGCGGGAGACACCCAGCCCUCGUCCCAUCCGCCACCGCUCCUCCAGGUAG